AUGCGUCAUCUCCAGCCAGCGCUGCAGAUCCUCACACCCGCGGAUGUCACAUGGACACUUUGUUUCCGAUUAUUACACAACUCUAACAAAGUUACAAGUGAAAUGCGACUUCCUGUCAAGACCUCACUUCUCAGAGCAGAGGGGGGUCUGGUGCCAGCUGCUCUACACUGGGCUGGAGGUCUCCGGGGGGUGCACACAACACAGCUACUUUAGUGGCUGCAGAAGAUGAGAAGGUCCCAUGUCUGGAAGGUUCUCUGUGCAGUGUGCUUUGGCCUGUGCCUGGUGGUCACGGUCCUCCGCGGUCCCGCUGAUGUCGAGUGUCCAGACCCAUCGAACCCUUACCUCCAGAGAAGAGAAGUAGAGGACAACCGCUUGUUCGAUGUGAACCGGGACGCUCUGCAACGUCUUGACAUCCCCUACAAAUAUCUGCUGGGUUCUCAGUCUGGAACAAAAAGAUUCCUAUCCAUUGGUAUAUCUUCUGUGAAGAGAAAGAAAGAAAGUUACCUGCUGGACACAAUCCAGUCAAUCUUCAUCCACUGCAGCCAGAGAGAGCGGGAUGAAUUGGUGGUGGUCAUCUACCUGGCCAACACAAAGUACACCGAGAACCAGGACACCGCAGAGGAAAUAAAGAAGCAUUUCACUGCAGAGAUUGCUGCCGGUCAUCUGAUGGUCAUCAGCAGCUACAGCAAUGCCUACCCGCCUCUGGACGGCUUAAAGAGGAACUAUAAUGACCAUCCUGAAAGAGUGAGGUUUCGCUCCAAGCAGAAUGUGGACUAUGCCUUCCUAGUCAACUUUUGUGCCAACAUGUCUCAGUAUUAUCUUAUGUUAGAGGACGAUGUGACUUCUUCUAGGAAUUUCCUUUCCUCAAUUAGGAGAUAUAUCGAGCAGUACACCUCCCCAUGGACUACUAUAACCUUUUCUAACUUGGGAUACAUCGGAAAGCUGUACCACAACGAGGACCUUCCAAAACUGACCCGCUUCUUGCUCCUCUUCUACGACGAGAUGCCAUGCGAUUGGCUUCUAGACCUGUUUUACCGAUCCAAAGCUCAAGGGGGCAUUAUCCGAUACAAACCGUCUCUCUUCCAACAUAUAGGAACGUUUUCCUCCUUUCAGGGAACAUACAAUAAACUGAAAGACAAAGACUUUGUAGAAGUUGUGAAUCCAUUCGGCGACCAACCUCUGGCCGCCUGCUUCACGGAUAUUAAGGUCUACAAAGAUAACACUCCAGAUAACAUUUGUUCUCCGGGUCCCAGCUUCUUCUGGGGAAUUGAAAUCGACUCUGGCAAAUAUUUUACAAUGGUUUUUCAAAAACCAAUCGACAUUCAAAAAAUUGCCAUAAUUACCGGGACUCCAGAACAUCCCAAGGAUACGCUGAAAUUGGGUAAUGUUCAGAUAGGAAGACAAAAGGAGCAGAAAGAAGAAACCUGCAAAACAUUUACAAACAUUGGCCAGUUUGAAAAUGGAACAUUUAUACUUGAAAAUAUAGACCACGCUACAGGGGCAUUGAUAGACUGCCUCAAAAUUCAGGUUUCUGCACCCCAGGCUGACUGGCUGUUGAUACAAAAAGUAGGUAUUUGGGUCAGGAAGGAGAAGAUACAGAAUGGCACCUCGCCUCAUGAUGUUUCGGUCUCUAGGCAUCGAUGACAUCACCAGGAUACACUGUGUCAUCUGGCCUAUUUUCCCCUUCACAUGUGUGAAAUGCGUUAUAGUCAUCGCUGUAAAAUGUUGCAAUUUAAUAAAUAAAAAUUUACCUAUAAAAAUCGUGUGUAAAUAAACCGUUGCUGCAGCCUGGAAUAGAACAUGUCCUAUUCUUGUCCGCGGAUCUGCAAAACACGCUACGGACGUGUGAAUGGACCUUUAUUGUAACG
Molecule: messenger RNA, 1868 nt
Organism: Bufo bufo (common toad)
Lineage: Eukaryota; Metazoa; Chordata; Amphibia; Anura; Bufonidae
Product: alpha-1,3-mannosyl-glycoprotein 4-beta-N-acetylglucosaminyltransferase C-like
Exons: 5
Coding region: 226-1644 (472 amino acids)
Biological process (GO): protein N-linked glycosylation
Molecular function (GO): acetylglucosaminyltransferase activity
Source: RefSeq, a predicted model, not a curated record